UAAUUCGAUUUUAGAAAGAAAAAUCCCGUGACGACCAUAAGUUGAUGCAACUGCUUUUUUUGAAUCAAUGCUUUAUCCCUAAUUAUGGAAAGAGUCUCAGUAACUGUACCAGCAGUUUCUCUAAAGCUUAUUAUUGGAGUGCACUUUGUACUGACAACAUGGGCUACACUUGCAACCCCUCUACCAUCGUCAUAUGUAUUUAGUAAUUUUAUAUUGGUGGUUGUUGGGUGCUGGGCCAUAGCUGAUAGAAAUGGCACUGAUGCAAUUGUAAUGUUCCUUUUAGGAAUGAUAUUCACCAUCAUUAGUGACAUUGUUGCUAUUGCUGUUUACUACACAACUUUAGACAACUCAACAUACAGAUUCUCCAUUGGAAUGGCAAUUUUGAAUCUAAUUCUUAAGCCUUUGUUUUGUGUAUGUGUUUUUAUGGAGUUCCGUAACAGAGGUGGAGAGGUUGAUACGAAAUGGGCAGAAAAUCCUUAUGUCACCAUUGAAGGGCAGAAUGCUGAGAAUCGCGGUCAGYCUCCUUCACAGCCAUGAAGGACAUAAGUUUUUAUGAGAGUCAGACUUUUAUGUGAAAAUCUACAUUUUAUUAAUGAGACUUCAAGGUCAAGUCAAAUAUUGCUGUUUACUGCUCAUCAAGAAAAAAAAGAAUUCAGAAUUGCCUCAUUUUGUAAUUUCUUAAUCAGGAAAAACAUGUUAAGUAAUGUGUGAAUUGUAACUUUCUUCUAAAGCAAUAUCAUAUACACCAACACCGAUUUACUAGAUUAAAAACAAUUUUGUGUCAUAAAUC
This is a messenger RNA of Exaiptasia diaphana, 790 nucleotides long. Its product is annotated as type-1 angiotensin II receptor-associated protein. Gene Ontology annotation, cellular component: plasma membrane. The transcript is spliced from 8 exons. Lineage: Eukaryota; Metazoa; Cnidaria; Anthozoa; Actiniaria; Aiptasiidae. The record is from RefSeq and is a predicted model, not a curated record. Gene Ontology annotation, biological process: angiotensin-activated signaling pathway. Bases 85 to 537 code for a protein of 150 amino acids.